Aspergillus mulundensis is the source of this 651-nucleotide messenger RNA. RefSeq lists its product as uncharacterized. Bases 1 to 651 code for a protein of 216 amino acids. The record is from RefSeq and is a predicted model, not a curated record. The transcript has 2 exons. Lineage: Eukaryota; Fungi; Ascomycota; Eurotiomycetes; Eurotiales; Aspergillaceae.
AUGGCCGGGCUCGAGCAGCCUCUGGACGCGAAUGCUCUGAAAGAAGCUCUCCAGGCUCUCGAUGAAGAAUUGGGAAAAUUCGACUUUAUCGUUGCGUUCGCGCCCAUCAAACUCAUCACCGCCGGUGGCUUCCUCGCCGUCAACUACCUCAAAAACCGAGAGACGACCAAAGACCUAAAUUACCUGCUGGAUCCAGAAUGGGCGACAGACGAGGACAUAAAAGGACCCCUGGAGCAGGCAAUCCUUCGCGUAUCGAAAAGUCUUGGGAUAAGUGAACAGUGGGCGAACGAGGACAUGGCACUCUAUGUUACCAAAGAGACUAGGAUACACUUGUUCCGAAAGGCUCUUAAGCAAAAUAUCACCCUAUUCAGAGGCGACCACAUUGUCAUUCUGGCUGCACCCAUCAAGUGGGCUCUGAAGCGCAAAAUCAGAUGGAUGUUCGCGCCGGGCCGAGAUCGCAAGGUCGAGGUUGACAUGAGCGAUCUCCUCGCCAUGCUAAAGUGCAUGCGUGACAAAAAAGGUGGCCCCCUGAACCGAGAGCACCUCCGUACCCAGAGCCUCAAUUCCUUCGACGUCGUGCCGGAUUCGCCAGGGAUGGAGCAAAUCGCCGCUGCCUACCGGGAGAAAUACAAAGAUGAGAUCUUCGCUUGA